UUCGAAUUAAAGAAGAAUUUGAAAACAAUUAAAAAAAAAAUAAAAAGUAAAAUAAAAUAAAAUAAAGUUCACGUUACACAUGUCUGAUUUUGAGAGGUUAAGUCAAAGAAAGAGAAGAUAAAUUGUACGAAUUUAUAUCUAAGGGAAAUAGAAAAAGGAUUUUUCUUUUUUUAUUUUGGUCUUUUUAGUGUCGAAGGAAGUAAAGAAAAAAAAGAAGAAGAAGAAAAGUAAAGAAGUAAAGAAGAAAUAUCAGUGAGAUACAGUGAAUAUAACGUUUUAAGUGUGUUUAAAUGUGUAUGAAGAAGCUCGUACGUUGUUCGUCGCGGUGUCGCCACGAGGGGAUCGUUUUUCGUCGUCGUCCCUGGGAUACAAAGGACUUCAGGAACAUUUGGUUGUUGCUACUUCUAUCCUCAACCCUAAGAAGUCAGAAACACCAGAAGAUGAUGCAGUUGAACACGUUGAACUCGUAGGAGGUAGCUUCCCUUUUUUUUUACCUCUACUUAAAGGAGAAGGGGGGAAAAAAAGAGGAUAAAAGGAAAAGGAAAAUAAUUGAGAAGAGGAAUUAUAAGAAGUACUCUUGAGGAGAUAAGGUUACGAUAGAUGGUACAAAAAAUGGCAUCAACCAGUGGACACAAGAGGAACGGCUCGAGUUCGAGCAUGUUCGCUCACAAACGUACAGAAUCUGGUGGUGGUUUUAUCGGUCACAAACGAUCCGAAAGCGGUCACAAACGGGCCGAAAGCAUAUCCAGUGCCUUUGGUCAUAAACGUUCAGAAAGUGGUCACAAAAGGAAUGAAAGUGGCGGUGGUUUUGGUCAUAAGAGGUCCGAGUCUGGUAGCAAUUAUCAUGCUGGACAUAGACGUAACGAGAGCAUGUAUGCCAUGACAGGAUUGUAUGCCGAAAGUACUGGCACUGGGACUGAUGAAAACACGGAUCCAUUGCAACCAAGUGGUAGCAGAUUGACUCAUGAUACUGUAAUAAGGUGUCAUAGUAGAAAUCCAAGUUCCGGUCUUGUGGAUCAUAGAGACUUCAUUAUCAAAUGUCACAGCAGGAAUCCCAGUGCUUCCAUGGUGGACAGGACCGAAAAAGAAAGGGCCCAAACUCCACCGUUCAAUCCAGAUUUAAAGGACUGUGGAAUUCUCAGCUGUAGGCCCGCCUUCAUUCAAAAAUUUGCCGGGAUAAAGGUGUUCGUGUUCCUCCUUUCAUUCCUCGUAACACUGCAACAAGCUCUUAGUUCUGGUUAUAUCAAUUCUGUGAUUACAACUAUUGAAAAAAGGUUUGAAAUCCCGUCCAGCCUUUCGGGGCUCAUAGCCAGUUCAUACGAAAUAGGCAACGUCAUUACCGUCAUAUUUGUGAGCUAUCUCGGUAGCCGCAGACAUAUUCCUGUUUGGAUAGCAAUUGGUGCUGUUAUCAUGGGAUUGGGAUCGAUGAUCUUUAUGGUACCACAUUUUACCGCCGAGCCUAAUUUAACGACAAAUUCGAACAAUUCCAGCUCGGAUAAUAUUUGUCGUGGCAUAUCCUUACGUGAACAAGACAUGGGACUCGGACGAUUGUCAUCAGGUUUAUCAUCACCGCAUAACAAUUUGAGAGGAGAUAAUUGUAUACAAGGAUCUCCAUCUAAUGCUGGUCCUGUUACGCUCUUUUUGCUUGCUCAAUUAUUGUUGGGUUGCGGUGGUUCUCCUCUAUUUACACUUGGUACUACUUAUAUAGAUGAUCAUGUGAGACCUGAGAGUGCUUCUUUAUACAUCGGUUGUAUGUACAGUAUGGCCGCAUUUGGACCAGUCUUAGGGUUUCUUCUUGGAGCAUAUCUCUUGUCAUUCCACAUGGACUCUUUCUCUGGGACAAUUAUUAGUAUCGAUCCUGGUGAUCAUCGAUGGGUCGGUAUGUGGUGGGGAGGAUUCUUACUCUGUGGUUUAUUACUGAUAAUGGUUGCAAUACCGUUCUUCAGUUUUCCUAAAACACUGCAACACGAGAAGGAGAAAAUAAGGAUUAUUGAAAAAAACAAGCCUACUUCUCAGAAGGAGAAAGAACAAUCCAAGGAACCUAAGAAGGAGAAAUUGGAUGAUACUGGAUAUGGUAAAGAUGUGAAAGAUAUUCCACGUAGCAUGUGGAGACUCGUUUGCAAUCCAGUAUACGUGGUGACCUGUUUGGGUGCUUGUAUGGAACUAGUAAUCGUCUCGGGCUUUGUCGUCUUUCUACCAAAAUAUCUUGAGACGCAAUUUAGCCUGGGUAAAAGUCAAGCGAGCAUAUUUACCGGUUCUAUUGCUAUACCGGGUGCUUGCAUUGGUAUCUUCUUCGGUGGAUGUUUACUCAAGCGAUUGGAACUAAGACCAAAGGGGGCAGUUCAAUUUGUUCUUGUCUCUAACAUAAUAUGUUUAGUUUGUUAUGGUCUACUAUUUUUCUUGGGUUGUGACAACGUUAAAAUGGCCGGGACCACUAUACCGUACUUUAACAGCAGCACUAAAGGUCCAGAACCUUUUCAAGUAAAUCUCACUGCCGCAUGCAACUUCGGUUGUGAAUGUCGAAUGACCGACGUUGAGCCGGUCUGCGGAAAUAACGGCCUGACGUACUUCAGUCCUUGUCACGCUGGAUGUACAGCCUUCAGUUCGAAGUCUAACUUUACGAAUUGUGCAUGUAUACAUGGUAAUUUAACUAUGCUGCCACCAGCAGCACCAGAAUUUGCUGAAGUAACCGUAGUACCAGUAGCAACUGCUGGCCCAUGUACUUCACCCUGCAGAACAAUAUUCCCAUUUUUAAUUCUUCUAUUUUUCAUGACGUUUAUCGUCGCUGUAACUCAAAUGCCUUUGUUGAUGAUAGUUUUAAGAUCUGUAUCAGAGGAAGAAAGAUCUUUUGCACUUGGUAUGCAAUUCGUAAUCUUCAGACUGUUCGGUUAUAUACCAGCGCCUAUUCUUUUUGGUAAUUUAAUAGAUUCAACAUGUUUAUUAUGGAAGAGUACUUGUGGUGAAAAAGGUGGCCGAUGUCUCUUAUACGAUAUCGAACAAUUUAGAUAUAGGUAUGUUGGUCUUUGCGCUGGCAUUAAAAUCUUGGCACUAGCAUUGUUUUUGGUUGAUUGGUGGCUUGUAAGGAGGAGAAGACAAAUGGAGGAACAGGCUCCAUCCUUUACUGUCAAUGAAUUUGUAGGAUCAAUUAUUAGUCUUGAUAAAUUAUUUGAGGAAAAACCUCAUCAACAUAAUUUAGGGGACGGGGAUGUGAAUUCACCAAGUUCGGAAGGAUUGACGCCAUCUUCUAUUUCUUCACCUACGGAGCCUACAAAAUCGACGAAUCUCGAGGAAACAGAAUCUUCUAAUCAAGACUCUACUGAAACGACAAAUCGUAUGACGAAAAAUAUGAUGGACGUUGAUGUACCGGAUACGAGGCAAACAGUAAUAAUACCACCACCAUUACCACCACCACCACCAUUUGCAAUGCACGAGCAUGAAGUUAAUAUAAAGCCCGUGACAAUGGGUAAAUCAGAUAGUCGCGAUCAGAAUGUUUAAUGUUUAUUUCGAAUUAGGAAUUAUUAUUAUAUAUAUAUAUAUAUAUAUAAAUCAAUCGAAUUGGUGAUAUGUAAAUUUGUGACAAAUUAUUAUAGAUAAUUCAUUGUAAAUAAUAUAUAAUUAUCUAUU
Messenger RNA from Polistes dominula (European paper wasp), 3624 nucleotides. RefSeq names its product Organic anion transporting polypeptide 30B. The record is from RefSeq and is a predicted model, not a curated record. Gene Ontology annotation, biological process: transmembrane transport; sodium-independent organic anion transport. Lineage: Eukaryota; Metazoa; Arthropoda; Insecta; Hymenoptera; Vespidae. Gene Ontology annotation, cellular component: basolateral plasma membrane. Gene Ontology annotation, molecular function: protein binding.